This is a messenger RNA of Phymastichus coffea, 2475 nucleotides long. RefSeq lists its product as uncharacterized. The record is from RefSeq and is a predicted model, not a curated record. Bases 654 to 2273 code for a protein of 539 amino acids. The transcript is spliced from 5 exons. Lineage: Eukaryota; Metazoa; Arthropoda; Insecta; Hymenoptera; Eulophidae.
UUCCGAGAGGUGCAAAAUUACACGAAAUAAGAACAUCACAGGAAUAUUCCUUCGUGUGGAAAGGCCUUUAUAAUAUAUAAUGUGAUCAUCGGCCGCGAGCAGCCGCUGUAAAUUAGAGAUGAUUUGAAAACACAUUUGCACGCGCGUUAACAAACUAUAGAUGAACAAUAAGCAAAUCUUGUAUCAUUCUCUAUUCACGUGUGUGCGUUUUAACAAGCAAUUUGAUCGACAACAAAGCCUACUGCAGUUAUGCGUGACAUGAUCGCACGCAAUUUUUUUUCCAAAGUUGCGAGUGAGUGCCGCAAAAAAUUGCUUUGUUUUCCGAUAAAUUAACCAAUCAAGAGCAAUAAUAAAACUUUCCAUCAUUUUGUGAGAUUUGCAUUGUUAUAUAUCGGGUAUUUUUUAUGCUAACGGCAUAACCUUGUUCUUUUACACACGAUAAAGGAAAAAAAGUAAAAAGCAUAAUGAGCUUUUACGCGAUUGUAAUAUGAGAAUUGCAAUAAAUAAGUAAAGCUGAACCUGACUUUAUUUCAAGAUAUGCUUUGGAUAUUGUGAUUUAGAAAGGCGAAAAAAGUAGACUAUUUAUGUGGAUGCUACAGAGCCUUAGCAUUCAUUUAUUAUAGUUUCUUAAGAGAAAACAAGGUAUUGAAAAAAUGCAUGGAAUUAGGAGAGUAGUGACGUUUUGCUUGUUGACUAUGGUGCUUCCAAUAAUGUUACUCAUUGUUCCUCUAUAUUUAAAACAUAGUGUCUUUGCAGAGAUUCAAUUUGCAGUGACAGAGUCUGAUGUAGUAGAAAUUACAGAUGGUAUUUCACCGGUGUUUUGCUCAGAACACAGAUUGAAAAUGAAUGAAACUUUUAAUGCAUUUCAAGUAUCCAAACGACCAGAAAGGACAAAAAACAGAAAACAUAUAAGACUGAAAAAAAGUAUGACAUUACCUGAUGAUACUCUAGAAUACUGGGGUUUCUUUUUGUUAAAAGAUGCUAGAGUAGUAUUGUCUGUUUGUUCAAGAUUGGAAGGAGCUUCCAUUCUUGUUGUGAAAGGUGAAAGGACCUUACGUACUUGUGGAAUGUUAGAUCAUAACCAAAAUAAAGCUAAAGCUACUAAUAUAUAUAUACCGAAAGCUGAUCAACAGGUGAAAGUUACAUUUGAAUCCAAUGCUCAAGAAAUUAAUUCCCAAGAAAUGACUUCUAAUAAAUUCGAUGAAGAAUCUCAACAAGCAAUUCAUUCAACUAAUAAUAAACUUGCAGAUAUUAAAAACGAUUUUAAUACAGUAUCACGUCAGAGUAGGAAACUUGUUGAAAAUGAGCCAAGUGUUACCAAAACAUCAGUAAAUUCAGUAGACAAAGAUAAAGAAUUGAAUGCACUAGUAAACAAAGCAGAACAGUAUUUAAAUAAUCAUUUGAAUCCCAAAUUGAAAGAAUAUAGUUCUAUGGAUAAACCUAGACAUUUUAAAAGAAGAGCAAUAAGAUUGUAUAAAAUGGAUAAUAAAUUUGAUAGAAUGAAUAGUGAGAAUAUUAAUGGUACUGAUAGUCACAUCCAGUCAACUACUCACAGAAUAAAACACCAAAAAACUUUAGAAACUAAAAGAAAUAAACAUAAAGAGCGUAUAAAACAAUUACAGCAAGAAUUAGGAUUGAAUGCUGAACAAGGCGAACUAGAAAAAGACAAUCACGGCAAAGAAGAAGGCAUUAAUGAAAUCAAUAAAAGGUACAGAAGAAGUCAACAGCCUAUUAAACCUUCAAUUUUGGAUCGGGGUUAUCGACAUGGAGGGGGACCAAAUGUAGCAAACUCAACAGAUGAUUCUUCUUCCGUUUCAAGUUUCGAAAACGGUUUGUUAACUUGCUAUGAUGGCAAUGUUUUGUUAUCCCACAAAUUUAGCCCAGCAGAAGAAUGUGAUGUUAAUUAUCUACUCAAAGGAAACAAACAUAUGCAAACCGAACAUAAUGUUACCGAAGACGGAUAUUAUUAUUAUAUUUUCUACAGUGAUCACGACGAUGAAAAAAACGAUAUUCAUGCCAUUUUUGACAUUUAUAAGCCUACUUUACAAUUUGCAAAGGAUGCAAACAAAUGUAUUAACAAAACGGAAUGCGUCUUUCCAUUAUCAAUAACAUCUAUGGAUAGAGUUAUUGUUGAAGUUCCAACUAGAGAUGGAAUCGAUCAUGAAAUUGACGAUAUUUCUUUACUCAGAUCAACGUGCGUUCCUCGUAUGGGCAUUUAUGUUAUUUUUCCAAUUGCAGUAUUGUUUCUUGUACUUGGUUGUGCCUUCAUGUAAAUAUUAAUGUAUAAUUUCUAUAACUUGUUGCUAAUAAUUUUACAACAUAAAUUACAUUAGAUAUUAAAUUAAAAAUAUUUUAAAGAUAUUUUCCUAAUAAUAUUUUUAUAAUUUCGUAUAAAAUGUAUAUAAAUUAAUUUAAAGCGUCCUUUGAUUAACUAUAAUUGUUAUAAUAACUAUAGGUAUAUAUUAUAUGUGCAAA